AGGCAACAGCCGCAAGACCGUCGUAAUAAGAAAAAAUCAAUCCGUGGGUAGUCUCGGUCAUUCAUUCCAAGAAAAUCAAUCCAUCAGUCGCCUUUCAUCUCUCUCUGCGUAGAAGAAACGCAAAGCAUCUCGGUUUCUCUCGCUCGCAAUGAUACUGCUGCAGUCGCCCUCCAGAUUUCUCCUCCAGAUCUUGCUCAAUCGCCUCCAAAGUCAAGAGAAAGCAGUUGAACUAGAUUGUAAUGCCGUUGAAUUUGGUGAUGUUCGCUACCAUAUACAGUUCUCAACGAAGCAUCCGCUGUCCAUGCUGCUAUCUGUGUCAUUACCUGCACCACCUCCAGAAACUGUUUUCUUUAAUGGGCUUCCUUUUGGUUCCAUAGACGCCAUCAAGGCAGCAUACGGUGUGCUUGUGCAGAUUCUUGAUCCUCCAAAAGAUGGAUAUAACCUUACAAUGAAGCUCAAUUUAGCAAAACUGCCACCAGAUGAAGAUCUACGGCAUGCUCUUUUAGUAAAGAUUGCUUCUGUGCGAGAAGUGGUAUUAGGAGCACCACUACGAGUUAUCUUGAAGCAUCUUGCCAACAGGAAAGUUGCUCCAGAUGUAGAUCGACUAGUUGCUCUUGUCCACCGGCCUAAGGAGUCAUUUUUUCUCGUUCCUCAGGCUGAAAAGGUAACUGUGGUAUUUCCCAUGAGAUUUAAGGACUCCAUUGAUAUUGUUCUGGCGACAUCCUUCUUGCAGGAAUUUGUUGAGGCAAGGCGCACCGCUGGACUUAAUAUGGCCCCUCCAUGUCAGUGGUCUCCAUCUCCUCCUCUGGAGUUAAGAGGAGCCCCUAGUCAAGCAUUAACUGCAAAUGCUGGAUUUGUUACUUUUGUGAUUUUCCCACGCCAUGUUGAAGGCAGAAAACUGGACAGAACUGUUUGGAGUUUAUUGACGUUUCAUGCGUAUGUUAGUUAUCAUGUAAAGUGUUCAGAAGGUUUCAUGCAUACCAGAAUGAGGCGCCGUGUUGAGUCACUUAUUCAGGCUCUUGAUCGUGCGAAGCCAGAAAUGGAGAAAUCAAAGAAAACUACAUCCGGGAGAUCCUUCAAACGGCUGAGCCUCAAGGAUGCACGCAGCAAUUCAAAUUCUUGAAGGUCUGUAGGUUGUGACGAUUAUUAGCAAUGAAAGGACCUGAAAAGUGAAGGAAUGCCUUCGGAAAGGGGCAGGAAGGCAGGAAAGGAUAGCGGUGAUUGGUUUUCCCUUUACCCACAUAAAUUCCCUUAUUCGAUUGUAGAACAGAAUGUUUGUUUCUUAUUAUUUGGCAGCCAGUGCUAUUCUUCAUGCCUCCUAAUUGGUGUAGGCAAUGAUUAAAAUUAGG
Messenger RNA from Magnolia sinica, 1349 nucleotides. Its product is annotated as actin-related protein 2/3 complex subunit 2A. Gene Ontology annotation, molecular function: structural constituent of cytoskeleton; actin filament binding. Gene Ontology annotation, biological process: actin filament polymerization; Arp2/3 complex-mediated actin nucleation. The coding region runs from base 149 to 1123 and encodes 324 amino acids. The transcript is spliced from 10 exons. The record is from RefSeq and is a predicted model, not a curated record. Gene Ontology annotation, cellular component: actin cytoskeleton; Arp2/3 protein complex. Lineage: Eukaryota; Viridiplantae; Streptophyta; Magnoliopsida; Magnoliales; Magnoliaceae.